AUGGGUGAUCAAAUCGAAUUUUUCAAUCUAAAAAAUGACGAGAAGGUUGUCUCGCCCUGUCUAACUAUUCAUGGUAAACUGAAUAGUAAAGCUUCAAAUGCUAAGAACAUUCAGGUUCAACACCCACAGUUACCUGCCUUAACAUUUCCAAUUAAUGCCCAAUACUUUAAAGCUACAAUAUUAUUAAGUCCAGGUGAAAAUAGGCUGACAUUUAUUACUGACACAAACAUCGUACAAAACAUUACUUGUACUUAUACACCAUUGACUCAAAAUAAACCAAUCCAUUUAUGUUUGAUAGUGGCAAAAGAUUCUCCAUUAAAAUUUGACUCUCCUAAGACUCAGAUUGCAAAAGAAGGUGGUAAUGAUCUGAAUUUAGCAGUCAAAAAGUUACGAAUCGCUGCUAGAUUGAUGCAAGCUUUUACUAACGAACAAAUGAUGCGUAAUGGAUUCGGCAAUCGUACAAUGAAUUUUGUCGAAGAGUUUGCUUACGAUACACAGUUCAAGAAUAAUCAAACAAUGAGAAACACCGUUAAAAUUCAUAUUGUAAAAUCUCAAAGAUCCUUAAAAGAAAUUAGGGAUCCUAAUGUAGCACAACAAAAUAGUAAAGGUAAUAAUACAGGUGCAUUAUUUGGUUGGGCUAUGGAUGCCCUGAGAGAAUACGGUGGACCAUUUGCAACCACGGAGCCUCCAGUACAAGCUGCCUGUAUCUAUCUAGAUGGUCAUUGGGAUGGUAAUAUGAUAUUGGGCCACGCUGCUCUUGGUGGUGGUGACGAUAAUAUUAAAUUAGCAAUUUUUGGUUCUCAUGGUUUGUAUUCUUGGCCAACUUGUAUGGAAGAUAUCGUUCCAUAUUUUUUGGACCCAACCAAGUCGUCGUUAAAUGAGGUUGCUAAUGAUUGUAACGAAUGUGGGUCUCAUUGGGAAUGUCUAACAGUUACUCUUGGUGCCUUUAUGCACGAAGUGGGCCAUUCGUUAGGUUCACCUCAUCAAGAAUCUGGGGUGAUGUUGAGAGAUUAUACAAAAUGGAAUAGAUCAUUCUUAACUCAGGAAGCAUAUUCUAUUAGAACGAAUUCAUACGGUGCCAAACCACCUAUAUUCCCCUCUGAAGAAUGUACUUGGCAUAGACUCGAUAUGCUGAGAUUUUUAUUUCAUCCAGCAUUUACUAGAGAGGUGGAUUACUUUGAUAGGUCAUUUAAUAGACCUUCUAAAAACGGACGGUACUCUGUUCCAAAACCAGCCAUGUAUUUAUUAGGUAAUAACUCCUGUAAGUUUUCCUCCCAAACAGGUAUAUACUUAAUUGAAGUUAUUACUGAAGAUUUAGCUAGAGGUCACCUAGAGUAUUUACCAUUAUCAUUGGGUGGACCAGGGCCUCAAAAGGAAGUUGUCGUGUCAUUAAAAGAACUACAAAAUUUAUUACCAGCAAAUCAUGCGAAAUACAAAGACUCGUUUAAUAUUAGAAUCCUUGCGUGUAACUCUCCUGAUGCUAAUUUUGAUAACUUCCCAAGUUUAUUAAAUGCAUCAAUGAUUCCGAUGGAUAAAUAUGGCUUCCCUUCAAAAGUUCAAGGUAUUAAAUCACAAUUACUCGGUGGUGCCAACCGUGGUAUGGAAAUCGGUAUUCUUGGUUUUGAUAUAACAAAAGUAUUCUCUGUCAGAGUAUAUCAUGGAGGUGCACUUGAUGGUGUACGCUUCUUUUUACAAAACCCAAAGGAAUCCACUUCUCCUCAACCUGUAGAAAAAUCACCUGUGGUUCCACCAAGAACUUACCUUGGUAAGCUAACCAAUAGUUUCAAGUCCUCUCCAACACCACCUGCGAGACCAUCUUCUAAUAGUAAAAGUAUCUUAUUUGGUAAACAAACUAAUAAUUUCUCUGAUGUAACUUUGGAGCCAAAUGAAAUAAUUACUGGGUUUAACGUUAGAUGUGGUGCAUGGAUUGAUGGUAUUCAAUUCAUUACAAAUCAUGGUCGUAUGACAGAAAUGUUUGGUAAUAAAAAUGGGGGUGGACUUGCUGAAUUAAUACCUCCCCAAGGUCAGCAAAUUGUGGGUAUAUACGGUAGGGUCAGCCAGUGGGUAGAUGCCAUUGGUAUUGUGUACGCUAAGGUAUAA
This is a messenger RNA of Maudiozyma saulgeensis, 2100 nucleotides long. NCBI's taxonomy places the organism in Eukaryota, Fungi, Ascomycota, Saccharomycetes, Saccharomycetales, Saccharomycetaceae. The record is from the annotation of a GenBank genome assembly.